Sapajus apella (tufted capuchin) is the source of this 6462-nucleotide messenger RNA. It is a transcript of the gene PPIP5K1, whose product is annotated as diphosphoinositol pentakisphosphate kinase 1. The record is from RefSeq and is a predicted model, not a curated record. Gene Ontology annotation, molecular function: 5-diphosphoinositol pentakisphosphate 1-kinase activity; inositol hexakisphosphate kinase activity; diphosphoinositol pentakisphosphate kinase activity. NCBI's taxonomy places the organism in Eukaryota, Metazoa, Chordata, Mammalia, Primates, Cebidae. The coding region runs from base 604 to 5241 and encodes 1545 amino acids. Gene Ontology annotation, cellular component: cytosol. Gene Ontology annotation, biological process: inositol phosphate biosynthetic process; inositol metabolic process. The transcript has 33 exons.
UUGACCUCAAAUGAUCUGUCCACCUCAGCCUCCCAAAGUGCUGGGAUUACAGGCAUGAGCUACCGCGCCUGAUGGUCAGCUAGAACUUUUUAGUCAAAAUUGCAAACCCUAGUUGUAAUGAAAGAGUUUAAAAUAAAAAUAGAGAAAAUAAUUAUUCAAGACUAUUUUCAGAAUCUAUAAGACUACAUAUAUAAAACAUUAUUUCUGUAAGACAAGUUCAUUUACUUAAGGAGUUUGUGACUUCAUUAGAGUCAUUGGUCAGUGUUUCUGAGAACUUUUGGAGACCAUGGAAAAUUGCUGAUGUGUGACUCAAUUUUUAUUUUUGGAAAAUAAUAACAGAUAUUCAUAUCCUUACAAUUCAUAUUAACAAAUGUUAACCUUUUGUGUAUUUGCUUCAGAUGUUUUUUACAAUUGAAAUAAACAUUAUAGAUAAAGUUGUGAAGUACUGUUUGAAUCCUCAGUUCCAUUCUCCCUUCUCAAAGGACUCAACAGUAGCCUUCCUUGAGGACCUGCCUUUCCCAUUGCUGACUGAAGUUAAUGUUUCUUGCUGGCCAAAUCAGGGACAUGCAGGCAUUAGCGGGAUGAGUGGGUGUUCCGGCAGGGAUGUGGUCGUUGACGGCCAGUGAGGGCGAGAGUACCACAGCCCACUUCUUCCUUGGAGCUGGAGAUGAGGGGCUGGGCACCCGCGGAAUAGGCAUGAGGCCAGAAGAGAGUGACAGCGAGCUCCUUGAGGACGAGGAGGAUGAAGUGCCUCCUGAACCUCAGAUCAUUGUUGGCAUCUGUGCCAUGACCAAGAAAUCCAAGUCCAAACCAAUGACUCAAAUCCUAGAGCGACUGUGCAGAUUUGACUACCUGACCGUUAUCAUUCUGGGAGAAGAUGUAAUCCUUAAUGAACCUGUGGAAAACUGGCCAUCCUGCCACUGCCUCAUCUCUUUCCACUCCAAAGGCUUUCCUCUGGACAAAGCUGUUGCUUACUCCAAGCUUCGAAACCCCUUUCUUAUCAAUGACCUGGCCAUGCAGUAUUACAUCCAAGAUAGGAGGGAGGUGUACCGGAUCCUGCAGGAAGAGGGUAUUGAUCUGCCUCGAUAUGCUGUGCUCAACCGUGAUCCUGCUCGGCCUGAGGAAUGUAACCUAAUAGAAGGUGAAGACCAAGUAGAGGUCAAUGGAGCUGUCUUUCCCAAGCCCUUUGUGGAGAAGCCAGUGAGUGCAGAAGACCACAAUGUUUACAUCUACUACCCCAGCUCAGCUGGAGGAGGAAGCCAGCGUCUGUUUCGUAAGAUUGGCAGCCGAAGCAGCGUUUACUCUCCUGAGAGCAGCGUCCGAAAGACAGGGUCAUACAUCUACGAGGAGUUUAUGCCAACAGAUGGCACAGAUGUCAAGGUGUAUACAGUGGGGCCAGAUUAUGCCCAUGCUGAAGCUAGAAAAUCUCCAGCUUUGGAUGGGAAAGUUGAACGAGACAGUGAGGGGAAAGAGAUUCGAUAUCCAGUCAUGCUGACUGCCAUGGAAAAGCUGGUGGCCAGGAAAGUCUGCGUAGCUUUCAAGCAAACGGUUUGUGGAUUUGACCUUCUUCGUGCCAAUGGUCAUUCCUUUGUGUGUGAUGUCAAUGGCUUUAGUUUUGUCAAGAACUCAAUGAAAUACUAUGAUGAUUGUGCCAAGAUUCUGGGGAACACCAUAAUGCGGGAGCUUGCCCCACAGUUCCAAAUCCCGUGGUCCAUCCCCACAGAGGCUGAGGACAUUCCCAUUGUUCCUACCACAUCUGGCACUAUGAUGGAACUUCGUUGUGUCAUUGCAAUUAUUCGUCAUGGAGAUCGUACUCCCAAGCAGAAGAUGAAGAUGGAAGUGACACACUCAAGGUUUUUUGCUCUAUUUGAAAAACAUGGUGGCUACAAGACAGGGAAAUUGAAACUCAAGCGACCUGAGCAGCUCCAGGAGGUACUGGACAUCACAAGGCUGUUGUUGGCUGAACUGGAGAAAGAACCAGGUGGUGAGAUCGAGGAGAAGACUGGAAAACUAGAGCAGCUGAAGUCUGUAUUGGAGAUGUAUGGUCACUUCUCAGGUAUAAACCGGAAGGUGCAAUUGACUUACUACCCUCAUGGAGUAAAAGCUUCUAAUGAGGGACAAGAUCCACAAAGGGAGGCUCUGGCCCCAUCUCUGUUGCUGGUACUGAAGUGGGGUGGAGAACUGACUCCUGCUGGCCGUGUUCAGGCUGAGGAGCUGGGGCGAGCUUUUCGCUGCAUGUACCCUGGAGGACAGGGUGACUAUGCUGGCUUCCCUGGUUGUGGGCUGCUUCGUCUCCAUAGCACUUUCCGCCAUGAUCUCAAGAUCUAUGCCUCUGAUGAGGGUCGUGUCCAGAUGACUGCUGCUGCCUUUGCCAAGGGCCUUCUGGCUCUAGAAGGGGAGCUGACACCCAUUUUGGUACAAAUGGUGAAGAGUGCCAACAUGAAUGGGCUCCUGGACAGCGAUGGGGAUUCCUUGAGCAGCUGCCAGCACCGGGUAAAGGCUCGGCUGCACCAUAUUUUACAGCAGGAUGCACCCUUUGGCCCUGAGGACUACGAUCAGCUGGCUCCCACCAGAAGUACUUCCCUGCUCAACUCCAUGACUAUCAUCCAGAAUCCUGUGAAGGUCUGUGAUCAGGUAUUUGCCCUGAUCGAACACCUCACACACCAGAUCCGAGAACGAAUGCAGGACCCCAGGUCUGUAGACCUGCAACUCUACCACAGUGAAACACUAGAACUAAUGCUACAGCGUUGGAGCAAGCUGGAGCGUGACUUUCGACAGAAGAGUGGGCGCUAUGAUAUCAGUAAAAUCCCUGACAUCUAUGACUGUGUCAAGUAUGAUGUGCAGCACAAUGGGAGUCUGGGACUUCAAGGCACAGCAGAGUUGCUCCGUCUCUCUAAGGCAUUGGCUGAUGUGGUCAUUCCCCAGGAGUACGGGAUCAGUCGGGAAGAGAAACUGGAAAUUGCUGUGGGCUUCUGUCUUCCAUUGUUGCGGAAGAUACUACUUGACCUGCAGAGAACCCACGAAGAUGAGUCUGUCAACAAGCUGCAUCCCCUGUACUCCCGAGGUGUGCUCUCCCCAGGUCGCCAUGUUCGAACACGUCUCUAUUUCACCAGUGAGAGCCAUGUCCACUCCCUACUCAGUGUCUUCCGUUAUGGGGGUCUUCUUGAUGAGACCCAGGAUGCACAAUGGCAGCGAGCUUUGGAUUAUCUUAGUGCCAUCUCAGAGCUUAACUACAUGACCCAGAUUGUCAUCAUGCUUUAUGAGGACAACACACAGGAUCCCUUAUCAGAGGAACGGUUCCAUGUGGAGCUACACUUCAGCCCUGGAGUGAAAGGUGUUGAGGAAGAAGGCAGUGCCCCAGCUGGCUGUGGAUUCCGUCCAGCCUCUUCUGAGAAUGAGGAGAUGAAAACCAACCAAGGCAGUAUGGAGAACCUGUGCCCAGGAAAGGCAUCAGAUGAGCCAGACCGGGCACUGCAGACUUCACCCCAGCCUCCUGAGGGCCCUGGCCUCCCAAGGAGAUCACCCCUCAUUCGUAACCGAAAAGCUGGUUCCAUGGAGGUCAUGAACAUGCAGUGCACGGGGAACCUGGACCUGAUCCCCUUGCGGGGACGGCGCCGCAGGAGGUCAGGAGACCUCCCCCGGCCUUCCCCAGCCAUCGGCCUGCAGCCCUGGGCUGUGUCCACCACUCACCUGGCGUCCUGCACACAGGUACUUUCUGAGACUUCAUCCUCAAGGCCUGGUGGCUACCGGCUCUUUUCAGCUUCACGGCCACCCACAGAAAUGAAGCAGAGUGGCCUAGGCUCACAGUGCACAGGGCUGUUCAGCACCACAGUGCUGGGUGGCUCCUCCAGCGCCCCGAAUCUUCAGGACUACGCCCGCAGCCAUGGCAAAAAGCUACCACCUGCCAGUCUGAAGCACCGAGAUGAGCUCUUGUUUGUCCCGGCCGUAAAACGAUUUUCUGUGUCGUUUGCAAAGCAUCCGACUAACGAGCUGCUGGAUGACCAGCACCCUGUGGUCCGGUUGCUGCGCAGUUUUUCCUCUGACUGUACAGGGGGCCGGCCAGUCUCCUUGGAUGCCACGCUGGCGCAUCACCUGCACCAGUGCUCCUACCACCUGCGCCUCUUCCGGAACUGGCUGCGCUCAGGCCAGGAUGACCCCGAGUGCCUCUACGGAUUUGAAGGGUGUUCCAUGGUGCCUACCAUCUACCCUCUGGAAACACUGCAUAAUGCCCUUUCCCUACGUCAAGUGAGUGAAUUCUUGAGUAGGGUCUGCCAGCGCCACACUGAUACCCAGGCACAGGCAUCUGCAGCCCUCUUUGAUUCCAUGCACAGCAGCCAGACCUCAGACAGCCCAUUUUCCCCACCACGUACUCUUCAUUCACCUCCCCUGCAACUCCAGCAGCGCUCUGAGAAACCCCCUUGGUACAGCAGUGGCCCUUCUAGCACUGUGUCCAGUGCUGGUCCUUCUUCCCCUACUACGGUAGAUGGUAACUCCCAGUUUGGCUUCAGUGAUCAACCCUCCCUAAAUUCACACGUGACUGAAGAACGUCAAGGCCUUGGUCUGCUCCAGGAGACCCCUGGGAAUGGAGCACAAGAGCUCUCCAUAGAAGGGGAACAAGAGCUUUUUGAACCAAAUCAGUCCUCACAGGUACCACCUGUGGAAACCAGCCAGCCAUACAACAAGGAGGUGGCUGAGGAGGUCAUUCAGCCAUGUCAGGAGGUCCCUGACAUCAGCCAGCCAUGCCAGAACAUUUCUGAGGAGCUCAGCCAGCCAUGUCAGGAGGUCCCUGACAUCAGCCAGCAAUGCCAGGAGCACCAUGACAAUGGUAACCACACAUGCCAGGAGGUCCCUCAGAUCAGCCAGCCAUGCCAGACGGCCAGUCAACUGUGCCAGAAAGUCUCUGAGGAAGUUUGCCAGCUGUGUCUGGAGAACCCUGAGGAGGUCAGCCAGCCAUGCCAGGGGGUCUCUGUGCAGGUUGACAAGCUGGUCCAUAGGUUCCAUGUAGGCGCUGGUGGCUUGGUUCAGGAAACCCUUAUAGAAGUUGGCAGGCCAGCUGAAGAGAUCCCUGAGGAGGUCAGCCAGCCGUACCCGGAGUUCUCUGUGGAGGUUGGCAGGCUGGCCCAGGAGACUUCUGCAUUCAAUCUGUUGUCUCAGGGCAUUCCUGAGAUUGAUAAACCAUCCCAAGAGUUCCCUAAGGAGAUUGAUCUGCAGGCCCAGGAGGUCCCUGAGGAGAUAAAUUAGAAGUCCUGGGUGGUUCCUGAGGUGGUUGAUCAGCUGCCUGGAGAGGGUAUUCCUCAAGCCCAGAAUCCAUCUGGUGAUCCAAACACUCAGAGGCAGUCUCUAGCCCAUGACCAGCACUCACCCUUUCCACCAGCAACAUGUAAUUAAUUUUCUCAUUAGUGGUGUCACACUAUACCAGCCAUUUGAGCCAGCAACCUUUUCUCUUGGCUAACUCGCUGGCCGGCUCUCACCAGCAGUGUCUGGGGAAGCAGUUCCCUUGGUAUGAAGCGUACCUGUGCUAGAGCUGUGCUUGAGGAGGAGCCAGUUUUAGGUUCAAAGAAGCCAUUGGCUCUUCACUUAGCCAUUAGACUUGAAUAGGAUUUCCUUGGGGUGGGUUGGUCUGUCAUUACCCAGCCUUCUCUGAGCAUCCUAGGAAAUCACAGAUUGUUAAAGGAAAUGCUGCUUCAUUGCUGAAGACACCAUCUGGGGACAGCAAAUGCAAAAGAGGGGACUCUAGGGUCUUCACUUUCCUGGGAAAACAUUCAUGACUUCUCAAGGUACCCUUAGACCAUAUGUGCAUUCAGGGGACUCUUGUCUUUGCCAGCACUCCUCAGGUGAGCCAGGAUGGCCAUCUGAAAUGUCUGGAAAAUAGAGUCCCCUCUCCAAACAAACAUCUGUCAUGGCCACUAAUCUUUAGACUUGCCUUACAGAUCUUUCCAUAUCAUCCCCAAGUGCCCCUUCUGCCUCAGUCCUGUUUCUCUGGGCAGUAGCUCUAGGGAAAAGUAGGUAUUAGACUGCUGUGCAAAAUUCAGAGCACUUACUUAAAAUGCCCUAGAGGGUUCUUAGCCAGUCUGUGAAACUGGGUCUCCCUUUGUGGUGGGGCUGUUUGGCUUAGGAGAUGCUGUAGUAGUAGAGAUAAUCAGGUUUUAUUUUAAGCAAUCAGCAGAGAUCAAUAUUGUACAGAUACAAGCAAAGGUUUAAUAAAUAUAUAUAUACAUAUAUAUAUAUAUAUAUUUAUUUCUGUAGUUGUGCCAGGGACAGACUGGCCAAAGACCAAACACUCCAGGUUCCCCAAGAAAUUUAUACUUAUAUCAUUGUGUCUGAGGGCCAGAUAUGAUUAUGAAGCUUUUUCCAAAGAUCUGGGGAUGGGAAUGGGAGGGGGUAGGAGGGGUAAUGCAGUCAUUGGAGUUGGGGGCCAGAACAUUGUGAGUGCUUAAUAAAUAUAAAAUGAUGAGAAUGGUG